Heterobilharzia americana is the source of this 165-nucleotide messenger RNA. The record is from the annotation of a GenBank genome assembly. NCBI's taxonomy places the organism in Eukaryota, Metazoa, Platyhelminthes, Trematoda, Strigeidida, Schistosomatidae.
GAUGACUAUGUUGAUGAAAAAGAUCCUUUGGAUUUAUCUGGAUUGCCAACUUAUAAGGCUCAUAGUCAUUAUUCACACAAUAUUCCCAGUUUAUUAUACCACAUAGAUGAGAAAGCAUCUAGUCCAGAUCAUAGUGAAGCAGAACGUGAUGAACAAUUGGUAUGA